CCGGACAGCAUUUGAUUAUGCACGGUCCCAAGACGAGCGCUGUCCAGCACGACAUGCAUCUCUUUUGCCCCGCUAAUGUGUAAGGAUAGCCACCCCGGCAGUGAGGCUCACUUACAAGUAUGACGAUCCGCAAGAUCUCGUAAUGGCUGUUCUAAAUACUAGGCGCAGGGCUCUUGGCAUUGCAUCUUGAACAAUAAAUACCAGCGGAACUGCACGCCACCACCUUAUGUCUUGUCUCGGCUAGCUUUUGAAGCACCUAAUACUCACAUCCUCUGCCCAAUUGAUGUGGCAAAACGCAUAGAUCUCGGACACGACAUUCUUCCAAUUUCCAACAUGGCAACUUCUCGAAAGGGCGGCGGCUAUGGGCUGCAGUUGUGGGCGCUCAUCAAGAAGAAUCUGCUCCUUACCGUCAUCCGAAAGCCAUUGGGUUUCCUCAUCCUCUUUUACGGAAUCCCACUUGCUAUGCUUGGUGUCCUCUUAUCAAUUCCUCAGUUUCUGAAUCCCUCACCUAAAUUUGGAGUUGCUGCUCCGCAACCCAUCCCAGAACUGGCCCAAUCCCUAGACAAAACACUCGUCGUCAUCCGGCCGUCGAAUGUUGGCACCGAUGUUGACCGAGUCAUCGAAACACUUACCAAGCCACUCGACAAGAACAAGGUGAUGAUCCUGGACGACGAGCUAGAACUGUUGAAAGUUUGUCUUGCCGACUCCCUUGGUGUCAGUAACUGUUUCGCCUCGGUUAGCUUUCACGAUUCCCCGGAAACAACCGUAACUAGUGCAAAAAGCGUCACUGGUGGUCGUCACACAUGGCAGUACACCAUACGAGUCGACCCUGCCAAGAGCGACUCCAAUUUCGACAUCUUCAAUCACAAGACAGACUCUGAAAGAACGAUUCUGCCUUUGCAGCUCGCUGUCGACAAUGCCAUCACUGGCCGCAACGACCGCCCAAGUGCCCUCGGAUUUACCUCAGUCGACAAGAAAUUACAAGAUCAGAGCAACAGAAAAUACUCUCUUGCUUUAAUGGGCCAAUACUACGCCUUCAUCAUCAUCAGUUGCUACUUUCUGAUCUUCUAUCGAUUUGUAACCAUGGUGACAACAGAGAGAGAAUCAGGCAUGUCGCAGCUAAUUGACAGCAUGGGUGGCAAAUGGGCGCCUGCCAUGAGAACUCUGAGCUGGAUCAUAACUCUAGAUGUUAUCACGCUACCCUGCUACAUCGUUUUCGGUGUUUUAUACUGGUACAUCAUCUUUCCAAGUUCUUCUGUAGGUCUCCUGAUUGGUUGGCAAGUACUUUGUGGUUUUGCUCUCAAUAGCUCCGUGCUAUUUGCCGCUGCCUUCUUUGGCAAAGCCCGCGCUUCUGCCAUUUACGUCCUAGGAGGUGUACUUCUGUUUUCGAUUGCAGCACAGUCAUAUGGAUUCCAAUACCGCCCUCCAUCACCACCCCCUGGUGCUUACAUCCUCGCCCUUCUCUUUCCAAGCUCCAAUUCACUCUUCUUCACUCAGCAGAUGAUUCUCUGGCAAUUCGGUGACUUGCCUGCCACGAUUACAAGCCUGCCAGAAUCGGCGUUGGACAUAAACUCUACGUCGUACAACAUGUCUCAAGCUACCAUGUUGGGAUUUUUGGGACUUCAAAUCAUCUUCUUUCCGGUCCUAGCUAUUCUUGUGGAGAAGCUUAUGCACGGAAUCAGUUUCAAGAGUCGCCAGUUUCGCACUAAUUCUUCUGGGUCUGACAACAUCAUUGAGACAACAGACUUGAAGAAAACUUUCAAGUCCGGGGUCUUCAGGAAGCGCUCUGUUGCAGCCGCAGACGGUGUAAGUCUCCAGGGCUAUCGCAACCAAAUUCUUUGUCUGGCUGGACCAAAUGGUUCUGGCAAGACAACAACAUUGCAUAUGAUUGCAGGGUUUAUCGCACCCACUUCUGGCAAUGUCUCGAUCACUGCUGAGCCGUCCCAGAUUGGAAUUUGCCCUCAAAGAAACACAUUCUGGGACAAUCUCACCGUCAAGGAACACGUCCGCAUCUGGAGUAAGAUUAAGGGUGGUCAGGAGACAGAUCAGCAACUGGACGAGUUGAUCAAGUCGUGCGAUCUGACCAAGAAAGCCUCCUGUAAAGCCAGAACUCUCAGUGGUGGCCAGAAGCGCAAACUUCAGUUAGCUUGCAUGUUUGUCGGAAACUCCACAGUUUGCCUGAUAGAUGAAUGCACCUCUGGUCUUGACCCUCUCUCGAGGCGAAUCAUAUGGGAAAUUCUGCUCCAGCAGCGUUCCAAACGAAGCAUCGUUUUCACUACACACUUUUUGGAUGAAGUAGAGGUCCUAGCGGAUCAUCUUGUUAUCCUCUCCAAGGGCAAAGUCAAGUGUCAAGGAGCUGUAGCAGAACUCAAGAGCCGCUAUGGAAAUGGAUACAGCGUCAUAGCACCCAACUCGACCAGUUUCAAACCCAACUAUCCAGCCCAGAUCCAUCAAGAUGGACUAGUUUACAAGGUUCCAACAUCACUUGCGGCUGCCAAACUAUCUGCCGCGUUUGCCAAAGCUGGUACCAACAACGUUUCAAUCACCGGCCCACAGGUUGAGGACGUUUUCCUCAAUGUUGCAGAAGACUUUGCACUGGAUAAAGAUGGGAGCGAGUUCAAUGAUGACUCUACGUCGUUCAAAAUGUCGCCUAGUCGCCUCACAUCGUUUUGGUCCCAAGUCAGCGCUCUGUAUGGAAAACGUUUCACAAUUCUACGCAGAUUUUGGUGGCCAUACUUCUAUGUCGUUGCCAUCCCCCUACUCAUUAUACCCAAUAUGACUAGUCUUUUGGAUAUCUACAAACCUGACCAUUGUCGUGUUUUGACACCUAGGCUUUCAGCACCAGUCCUUGUGCAGUAUCCGCAGUAUGCGUCAUGUAAUAGCUACGCGUGUCCCCAGAUAUAUUUCAGCACUGAGGCUGGUAAGGAGGCUCGCACCCUAUUCCCCAAAAACUUUUACCAGUUUGAAGCUAUCAAUUCAUCGACGUUGGAUCAGUUUGUCAACAUAUCACCAUCCCUUGAAGUGUGGAAUAAAGCUCUUCAAACUGCUAGAGAUUUUGACAGAGGUGGCAUAUUCCUCUCGACAGAGACUGAUUCGGGCAUCAUCGCAUUCAAACCAGAUCUCUACGGAUACUAUAAACAGUACAUUGAUGGGUUCGCACAGGAUGCCGACGAUGAGUUGGCUGCCAACGACCCCAGACUGGAUCCCCCUCCAACCAACAGUUCUUAUUCAGACUACGCACGAGCUACGUCCCUAGAGCUCAUGAAUAUUUACAGUCAAAUGAGAAGUGGCACGGAAAUUAUCAUCAGUCAAGGAGGAUUCGCCCAGAAGCCAAAGUAUGUUUUCAACACUGGUAUUUUCUAUACUAUUUUCUUUUGCCUGGUAUUAGCAAUCUACCCCGCCGCAUUUGUUCUCUAUCCUGCUAUGGAAAAACAGAGGAUGGUGAGAUCAGUGCAAUAUGCAAACGGUGUCCGUCGUGCCCCUCUCUGGGUUGCCUACGGUCUGUUCGAUUUCCAGUUCAUCGUCGUUAUCUCUAUCGUUCUGAGCGUGGUAAUGUCGAUUCAGGUUACGUGGAUUGGAACCACAUGGAUAAUACUGCCGAUUCUUAUUCUCUAUGGGGCGGCUGCAUUGCUCCAAAUGUACAUUGUUGCGCACUUUGUGAGCGGUCCACUCAAGUCAUUCCUGACUGCCUUUGCAUUCAACCUUCUUCUAUUUGGAAUUGCAGCCAUUGUCUUUGGUGUCGGAUAUUCGGGCGGAACGACACUCGCAAAGGAUACCACUUCACUCGGCAUCUCCUUCGGCCUAUUUCUAAUCAUCCCCAUUGGAAAUAUCUUUAGGGCCCUAGUCAUUGGCUUUAAUGUUUCCCAUGCUCGCUGUGAUGAAGGUCGUGAGAUUCCUCUGGGUUCGAUUUAUGCCUAUGGUGGCCCUAUUCUGAUUCUGGUCAUUCAAGUCAUCUGGUUGCUUGGAAUUUUGGUUUGGAUCGAGGGUGAUCUGGCCAUAUUCCGCAAAAAGUCGGCGGUUGUUGCUCCUGACUCUGAAAAGUCGAUAGGUAGUAGUGGCCCUGACGACGUCGAGGCGGAGAGAAUGCGCGUGGAGGGUACUGAUACCGACUUGCUUCGCAUUCUGCAUCUUAGCAAACGCUUUGGUUCCAAUCAAGCCGUCGAUGACGUUACUCUGGGUCUUCCUCAGAGUGAGGUCUUGGCUCUUCUUGGUCCAAAUGGUGCUGGCAAGUCUACACUGGUCAACAUGAUCCAAUCAGACCUGUCGGCAGACUCUGGUCAGGCUUUCCUAUGCGGCGACGAUUCUCGGACUAGAAUCGCACAAACACAUUUUGGAGUCUGCCCGCAGUAUGAUGCUAUGGAUAUGUUGACAACACGCCAGCAGCUGAUGUUUUACGCGCGCAUCAAGGGCAUUGACAGUGCGAAGGAAAACGUUGAACAUGUCAUGGCUAAGCUGGGUUUGGCGCCUCAUGCAAACACCGCAGCAAACAAACUCUCUGGAGGUAACAAGCGCAAGUUAAGUCUCGCUGUUGCCCUGAUCGGAACACCUCCUGUGCUUGUUCUUGACGAGCCUACUUCUGCCAUGGACGCCGUGGCGAAGCGAUCGUUCUGGAAGAUCAUUCAAAUUAUUGCGCCUCAACACUCUAUUCUUCUCACAACACACAGCAUGGAAGAGGCCGACACGCUAGCGACACGAGCAGCAAUUAUCUCGAGAAGACUAUUGGCAAUUGGAACCUCACAAGCUCUCCGCCAGAAGUACAGCAACGUCUAUAAUAUCAGUUUGAUUCUGCGUUCGGCGCCCUCGUCUACAGAGAAAGAGAUGGAUACCGUCCGGGCGUUUAUUCAUGAGAAUAUUGAACAAGCACAGCUCGAAAGAGAUAUGGUCGGCGGACAAGUGCGCUUCACCAUCCCGGGAUCCCCAACGCAAGUUGCUCCCAUAGGUGAUGAGAAGGUGCCAUCUAAGGAGCUUCACAUCGCAAAGGUCAUCAACCUGAUUGAAGAGAACAAGGACCGACUGGGUCUCGAUUGUUACUCAGUGGCCGCUGCUAGUUUGGAGAGCGUAUUUUUGAGCGUUGUCCGGGCCAACAAUGUGGAGGAAGACGAUGUCGACCCUAACAGAGGCGGCUGGUUGGCCAGGUUGGGGCAUAUGUUCUAAUUCAUAUAGUGUUGUGAUCUUUAUGUAGAGUUGCAUGAUUUUUGUGCACUUAUAGACCAUUAUUGAUAUUUUGCUUCAUUACAUUCAUUAUAAUAUUCUACUUCCUCGCAGCAAGAAUCUCUCCAGAGACCUUUGCAGAGGCCUGUACAAUGAGCUCGUGCUCAUGCGAAUGAAUCUUUUCCUCCAGUUGCGCGAGAUCCUCGCCUUCCCAGGGAAUCUCCUUGGUCAAGAUGGGCGCACCACGGUCAACCUUGACAAUUACGUAAUGCACCAUGAUGCCUGUCCGUGUAGCUUUUCCUGCCUUGAAGUCGUUGUAAGCGCGUUCUAUCGCGCCCGCGCCGUCAUAUUCGCCUGGGAGAGCAGGGUGCAGGUUGAUGACCUUGACGCCGGCCUUUUCAAGAGGCUCUAAGAAGGACGCAGCAAAGACGUGCAUCCAUCCGGCUAGAACAAUGAGUUCUGGACGCUGUUCCAGAGCAAGGACCUUCUCCGCGAGAGCAGCAUCGUACUUGGAGCGUGCUUCGGCCACCUUGGCCUCAUCCUUUUCGCCUUUGGGCAGAAAUCCAUUGCUGAUGAGGUUGAAGUACUCCCAUGGAAUGCCUAUC
[Torrubiella] hemipterigena is the source of this 5756-nucleotide messenger RNA. The record is from the annotation of a GenBank genome assembly. NCBI's taxonomy places the organism in Eukaryota, Fungi, Ascomycota, Sordariomycetes, Hypocreales, Clavicipitaceae.